This is a messenger RNA of Cucurbita maxima (winter squash), 1883 nucleotides long. Its product is annotated as tubby-like F-box protein 8. Gene Ontology annotation, molecular function: protein binding. The transcript has 6 exons. The coding region runs from base 381 to 1667 and encodes 428 amino acids. Lineage: Eukaryota; Viridiplantae; Streptophyta; Magnoliopsida; Cucurbitales; Cucurbitaceae. The record is from RefSeq and is a predicted model, not a curated record.
UGUACCUAUUUUGCCCUGGUCCUUGAUUGUGAGCUAAAUUCAAUGACCCUUUGGGGUCCGCUCAAGAGAGAGAAAGAUGAGAGAGAAAGAGGACUUUUUAUUGCUCCAGACGACGACGACGACUCAUUAAGGGUCUCAUGUAAAUGUUCAAAUCCAAAGCCUUAAUUUCACCUUACCUUCUUCGUGUUUCCAUUUCUGGGUUUUGCUUCGAUUCAGAUCUUUCAUCGUUUGUUCUUAGUUCAAAGUGUUUGAUCUGAGUUUAGCUGACUGGUUGAGCUUGAAGCUUCUUUUACAGCCAUAGGCACAUGACAACCGGUAUAUAAACUACCACGAAAUUGUUGAAGAGGCAUCGAGAUUUACCAUCGUUAGUUUUGAGUAAAAUGUCAUUCCGAAGUAUAGUUCGUGAUGUGAGGGAUAGCAUUGGGAGCUUAUCUAGACGGGGUUUCGAGGUCAAGCUGAGUGGUCAUCAUAGAGGAAAGUCCAAUGCAUCGUCAUUAAACGAUCUACAUGACCAGCCUCCUGUUGUUCAGAAUGGCUGCUGGGCUAACCUUCCACCUGAGCUGUUGUAUGAUGUCAUUCGAAGACUUGAAGAGAGUGAAAGCACAUGGCCUUCACGACGGAACGUCGUUGCCUGUGCUGCGGUAUGUCGUUCUUGGAGAGUUAUGUGCAUGGAGAUCGUUAAAGGCCCCGAAAUUUGUGGCAAGCUUACCUUCCCUGUGUCACUUAAGCAGCCCGGGCCGCGCGAUACGUCGGUACAGUGCUUCAUUAAGAGGGAUAAAUCCAGUCUAACAUACCACCUCUACUUGUGUCUUAGCCCUGCUCUGCUCGUCGAAAAUGGGAAGUUUCUUCUUGCUGCCAAGCGUACACGAAGAACUACCAGUACAGAGUACGUUAUCUCAACGGAUGCAGAUAACAUUUCGAGAUCUAGUAGCACGUACAUCGGAAAGCUGAGGUCGAAUUUUCUUGGCACGAAAUUCAUUGUCUAUGAUACUCAACCACCAUAUGCCGCUGCUCCGCUCCCUCAUCCCGGGAAAACUAGCCGUAGAUUUUACUCGAAAAAGGUCUCGCCAAAAGUCCCAACUGGCAGUUACAACAUAGCCCAUAUAAGUUACGAACUAAACGUCUUAGGCACACGAGGACCCCGAAGAAUGCAUUGUAUAAUGCAUUCGAUACCAGUAGCAGCUCUCGAUGCAGGCGGUACAGUUCCAGGCCAACCCGAGCUCCUCCCACCCAACUCCCUCGACGACUCGUUUCGGAGUGCAUCGUUCUCCAAGACACUAGAUCAUUCCAUGGAGUUCAGUAGUGCAAGAUUUUCCGAAAUCGGCCGGGCAGCAUUAGACGGCGACGGAGAGGGAAAGAUGAGACCUUUAGUUCUUAAAAACAAGCCCCCAAGAUGGCAUGAACAGCUGCAAUGUUGGUGUCUCAACUUUCGCGGGCGAGUAACCGUUGCAUCGGUGAAGAACUUUCAGUUGAUCGCCGCAACUCAGCCAGCUGCUGGCGCUCCAACACCGUCUCAACCAGGUCCUCCCGAGCACGACAAGAUCAUCCUACAGUUCGGGAAGGUCGGUAAAGACAUGUUCACGAUGGACUACCGAUAUCCGCUCUCGGCGUUUCAAGCCUUUGCAAUAUGCUUGAGUAGCUUUGAUACCAAAUUGGCUUGUGAAUAAAGGAAAGUAUCCAAAGCUGUUUUAUGCCUCUUUUUUUAACUUUUGGAUUUGAGUCUAUUAGUUGUGUUCCUCUUUGUGUCGUUUCAGGGUUAGGUUUUAGUGAAAUAGUUUGUUAUUGUUGGGGGCAUUUAUGUAAAAGUCAUAAUUGUAACAGCUCUUACAUGUGCAAACUCCAUAACUUUUCAAAGAAAUGAACACAAUCCCCUUUUUACCCUU